AUGGCAAACAAACGGAGUCUAAUCCAAGGUCCCUGCAGCAGGAUCAGGACAGCUGAAUAUAAGAAAAUUUUGGAAAGGAGGAGGGCGCACUCCCCAAGUGAAUUUGCGGAAGAAAAUGGUUUAAUAGGCGCUAACAGGGGAGGAAUAGUUAUUAAAGAGCUAGAUCGGGAAAAUUCCACCCCUGAGAAGAUUACUACGGGCAAAAGUCUGAUUAAGUCUAAAUAUACAGGACAAUUUAAGAAGAAUAUAAAGGAAUAUAGUCUACAAUACGGCCCAGAGUAUUCAUAUGUUAUAAUAAAGAACAGGGGGGGAAAUAAUAGGGCAAUAUCCCCUCAGGAAACCGCGUAA
Molecule: messenger RNA, 348 nt
Organism: Plasmodium inui San Antonio 1
Lineage: Eukaryota; Apicomplexa; Aconoidasida; Haemosporida; Plasmodiidae
Exons: 1
Coding region: 1-348 (115 amino acids)
Source: RefSeq, a predicted model, not a curated record